Protopolystoma xenopodis is the source of this 384-nucleotide messenger RNA. NCBI's taxonomy places the organism in Eukaryota, Metazoa, Platyhelminthes, Monogenea, Polystomatidea, Polystomatidae. The record is from the annotation of a GenBank genome assembly.
AUGGCCCUACAAGACCCAGCUUCAUCUCUGUUUCCUCUGUCCUCUCUCUCUCUUCUCCCAUUCCUUGUUAGCCAAAAUGUAAUAUCCUUUCUCGGGGUGCUCACCCCCUUUCUCGCUGAUGGCACCGACCCACUGCGUGGGUGGAUCUGGCGAUGGACCAGUAGAAUCUCGCCUCAGACCUCAUCCAAAUUUCCCCACCAAUUGGCGGCCGAUUUGGCUGGCCCAACAGCUCAUCGAGGCUCUGUCUGUCUCAAUGCUCCGCUCUUGAGUGCAGCUGAUGCUCAACAAAUGACAAUUGUAGCAAUAAUUAAACAUUUAUGCAGCGCCAAACCGUUCCGACUUUCGUUUGCUGGCGGACUGCCGGAAUUCCAAAGCUGCAGUUGA